CGUUGUUGGCGUAGACGCGAACGUGACGUGGCUAAUCCAUUUUGGAGACAAAAAGAGGAGCAACAUUAUGAACAUUUAGAGGCUUUAUCCCCUCUAAGACCAUACGAGUACACCGAUUCACGAACUAGUACCGUGGACGUAUAUAAUUUUGUUGUUGGUAAGAGGGAAACUUUGCACGGAGGCUAGCGUAACUGCUAGCAUCCGCACUUUGACAGUUGGAGAGGACGAGACGAGGCGUGCGCUACGACUCGACCAUGUCGGACAGCGAAGCUAGCGCACGCGACGUUCGGGACGCCGAGACGCCCGACGGCUCCCCGCCGACCUCGCCCGACGUGUCGACGGACGUGGCGCCCACCAGGAAAGCCAGGAGGAGGGCGGAGUCUAAAGCCGAAGCGGAGGAGACGCCUAAGCUGGAGGGGCAGCCGGAAAAGGCACCCCGUCAGUCCGCAGUUGCCCAGGGAGGCUGGGGUUACUGGGGCAACUGGGGCAAAACCAUCCUGUCCACCGCCACAGCCACCGUGGCCACUGUGGGCCAGGGGCUGACCCAAGUCAUCGAGAAGGCCGAGACGUCGCUGGGCAUCCCGAGCCCCACCGAGCUGUCGGCCGACGUGGAAGACGGGGAUGAGGACGAUCAGAAAGGAGGCGAGACGGAACGGGCGGCCAGCGAUGGCGCCACGGCGGUGGGCGGUGCCAUGGGGAUGCUCACGUCGCUCAGCAGCGUCGUUCAGAACACCGGUAAGACGGUGAUCAGCGGCGGCCUGGACGCGCUGGAGUUUAUCGGGAAGAAGACGAUGGACGUGAUCGCCGAGGGCGACCCCGGCUUCAAGAAAACCAAAGGGCUGAUGAUCAGGAACUCCACUCUGUCGCAGGUGCUGAGGGAGGCCAAGGAGCGAGAGGAGCUUCGAACGGAGGAGUCGUCGGCCUCAGAGAAGAAGGCGGUGGCUCACUACGGGAUGCUCUUUGACCAAUACCAGGGGCUGGCCCACCUCGAGGCUCUGGAGUUGCUGUCUCGGGAAAGCGAGUCCAAGGUGAAAUCGGUGUUGACAACACUGUCGGGAAAUGAGCAGCAUAAGCUCAGGGACGAGUUGGAGCUCAUCAAGGACGCUUUCUCCAUGACGGAGUUUGACGACGAGGACGUGGACGAGAAGAAAGACCAAGAUGGCUCUGAGUUCGAGGCGGAGCUCGCCCAGGCCCUGGAGGGUCUCAGCGUUUCCGCCACGGCCGAAAAACUCAGCAAGGCUUGUAAAGACGCCUGCUGUGUGAUCGUGGACCUGAGUGAACCGGCGGACGACGACCGGGGCGACGAGGACGAAAGGACCAAACUCACAGUGGCGGAGGUGAAUGCCGCAGCCAUCAGGAGUCUGGCCGAGCUGACGGCGCGCUCCAUUGAGCUUUUCCACAAGUUGGGCGAGAGCCUGCUGCUCUCCAACGGCGGCGUGGAGGCGGACGUCCUGUCACAGCUAACUGUCGUGUUGUGUAAAGAAGUCUCGCUGCUUUCCAAGAAGUUCACCGCCUGUUUAACAGCAACCGGGGUAAACGAGAAGGGAGAAGUCCUCAACCCGCUAAUAACAGGAGUCUUCUUAGAGGCGUCCAACAGCGCGUCGUACAUCCAGGACGCCUUCCAACUCCUGAUGCCCAUCCUGGAGAUCUCACACAUCCAGAGAAGAUCGAACACGCCUGACGCCUGAGAAUGAGACCUGUGUGUUUUUUUUUUGUUUUUUUGUUUUUUUGAUCAUACAGUGUUAAAUAUGUUUUUGGGGUAUGAGUUACACUAUCAACUUUCCACUGCAGAACUAUUAACCACUGAUGCUUGGUAAAUAGCGCCCAUUCAGGUUGUAAACGAAACAAACAAACAAAAGAAAUCCAUCAAGAAUUUCAAAGCUCAGGUGGUCAUAUAUGAAUGAAGCCUCGUGGUCAGGUCAUGUGUGGAGCGGCAUUGCAUUCAUCUAUGUGAAGUGCUUUAAAAUAAAAU
This is a messenger RNA of Phycodurus eques (leafy seadragon), 1972 nucleotides long. RefSeq names its product family with sequence similarity 114 member A2 (gene fam114a2). Lineage: Eukaryota; Metazoa; Chordata; Actinopteri; Syngnathiformes; Syngnathidae. The record is from RefSeq and is a predicted model, not a curated record. Bases 255 to 1688 code for a protein of 477 amino acids. The transcript is spliced from 13 exons.